AGCGCUACCCCGUCGGGAGCCCGCGCGCUGAGGGGAGGGGGGCGGAGCUUCGUGCGGAAGCCAAUCAGAGCCACGAGCGGCCGGAGAAACACGAGAGGCGGGCGUGUGGGCGUGGUUACGGGAGGGGGCGUGGCUCGCGCUGCCCGCACUGUCCCGGCGCCGUCAGGCUCCCCAAAGAAAGAUGGCGGCUUAUUUACAUUCUGCCCCGGCCCCGCCAAUGGGCGCCCGCGUGCCCGCCCGGUGCCGCGGUCAGCUGAGGCGGCGCCCAAGAUGGCGGCGGCGAGGGUCGGGGCGGCCGGGAGUGGGGUUGCGCUGCGGUAGAGCCCGGCGCCGCCGCGGGGGCCGCGUCCUCCUGCCCCGCCAGGUGUCCCGGCCGUGCGGGGGAGAUGCAUCCGUUCGGCCGCGAAGAAGCGGCCUCCCAGGAGCGGCUGCUGGGGUUUUUCUGUGAGUGCGUGCGGCGCGGCGGCUGGGGGCUCGCCCAGGCCUGCCUGCCCCAGCUCUGCCGCUGCCCUGCCGACGGCCCCGAGAAGGUGGAAGCGAUCCUGCGGGCGCUCGUAGCGUGUCCCGCGGCGGUGAGAUGUGGACAGAAUUGCAGCCCCUGGAGAACAGCAUGGCUUUGGCUCCUUGUGCUGGAAAAAUGGCUUGCAAGGAAUCAGAAAACUGUUCCAGUUGUUCUUCGGAGAGAAACUGAAUUUUUAUUGUUCUUGGAAGAAUUGCAGAAGGAUGUCUCUGAGGAAGUCCUAAAGGAGCUGUUUGAAGCAUUUGAAUGCACCCUGAACAAGCACACUGCUGACAGGAAAAGGAGAGAUGGCUGUUCUCACAGAUUCAGUUUGGAUGUUGUUUCAGCUCUCCGGAAGCUUUUGUUACGGGCUCCGCAGAGGGCACAAGCCCUGCUGGAGUUCUUCCAGGAGGAACAAGGGACACGCGGCUCCUCACUCCAACAAUAUUGUUCUCUACAAAACAUCUUUGUUGAAUUUCUUCGCGACUCCUUGAAAUCUCUGCAGAGGCUUCAGUGCGGUUCUGAGAUUUCAGAAGUAGAUCAAAGAGAACUAGUAGAUACUAUUUAUUCUGCUCUCAGUAUGGUGACUUUUGAGGUGGAGCAUCAGACUGAUGAAGUACGACACCUGUUCAGGGAACUCUUGGAUGUAUGCUGGGCUGAGGGAAGCCCGCUGAGGGAGGAGAAGCUCCUAAGCUGUAUGCUGAGGAAACAGAGCCACGGCCUGUUAAACCUAUAUAGCAGUGUUCUCAUAGAAAGAACAAGAGAAAAAUUUCUGGUGUCAAAAUCAACAGGAAAAGGUUCGUCGGAGCAGCUGGAUACAGAGCGAGCCAUGAUGAACUUGUUCUCAGAUCCCAAGGAGGUUGCUUCCUGGAAGACUGCAUAUUUCUACUGCUUGAGCAGCAGCAAGCACUUUCUGGAACAGAUUCUGGUGACAGCAUUAACUUUACUGAAAAGAGAAGACUUCUCAGGCCUGAGCAGCUUAUUGCGGAGAGAAUUCAACCCCCUUAGCCGCCUCUUGGUAUUGCUAGGAUGGACUCACUGUCAAAGCUUGGAAUCGGCAAAAGCAUUGCUAUGGACUCUUCACAAAACUCAGAAUCUGUGCAAUGAUUCGGUACUAAAAGAUUUCUGCGAUGGGCUCUGGGCUCAAGUGGAAGUUCUUGAAUGGUGCAUACAGCAAAACAGUAUUACUAUCCCAAGGAAGGUUCUUUUGCAACACUUGCACAGUCUAGAUUGCCACACUGCAGUGUACUCUCUCCAUCACCUCACUAAUCUUCUUACACUGAAUGAAGAGGAUGUUAUUGAGCUGCUUCAAAAAGUUCCUGCUAGAGACCAACAGUUGCAGGCGGCAUCGCUCCCUAACGCCCUAAGUCAGCAACGCAACCUGGCGCUCUUUCAAGCGUUUUGUGCUAUGAAGUAUGCUAUCUAUGCUCUCUGUGUGAAUUCACAUAAGCAUUCCCAGUGCAAAGAUUGCAUAUGCAGCCUUCUUGGUGAUAGCCCUGAAGACAUAACUUCUGCAGAACCAGCAGAUUGCUCCUCAGUCUUUCCUCAGUACCUUGCGAAGUGUCACCAGUUCUUAAAGAGUAUUCCUGCUCCUUUGCGCCUGGAGGUUCUGGAGAACAUCUUCUCCUUGCUUUUUGUUUCUUACAGUGACCUCCAUAGUGAGAAUUUUCUACCUGAGGACUAUGCAGAAGAUGAUGAUCUUGAUAAAAAGAGUUGUACAGUGGGCGUAGAAAGUGGUAUCAGUAGGCGGUCUUCUGCCUCUGAAAGUCCACAGCACCUAAUAAAGGUUGAAAAGAAGUUAGAGAGUCAUCUGUUAGCUGCUCGGACAGUCCACUCAGAUCCCCGAGAUCUUCCUGACUCAGAGUUGCACAGCAAAAGCUGUGAGGCCUCUAGGCUGAGCUAUCUGGAUCUAAAACACUUCACCAGUGGUGUCACUGGAUUUUUAGUGGAUGAUGUAGCCAUGGAUGCCUUCCUCACGUUGCUCCUCAACCAGCUGGAAGAAAUUCAGAGUUCUCUCCCAUGGGACUCCAGUAAUGUGCUUCGUGAAGAGCUGGAGCUUGUUGAGUGCUUGAACCUUUCUGCGAGCAGAGAUGGCUUUGGAAGUCGUGUGUCACAGUUUUCCAAAUACCUUUCUGAAGCUCACUGGCGAUACAAGGUGGUGAUGAGCAACAGAAAUGCAGAACAUCAGCUUGCAUCUUCCCGCAGAUACAGCUCUUCAAUUAGGUCCAACAGCUUUAAGAAGCGAAGCAGAUCUCAAAGGUACAAAACAGAUGGGAAAGAGGGAACUUUCAGUCCAUCAUUGGAAAGUACAAGUAGCGAGCUAAGCACCAGUACCUCAGAGGGAAGUACCAGUAAUGUGUCUGGCUCAAAUAAUUUGGAAAGUAGGGUGAGACCACAGCAGCAAAACCCCCUAAUUCCUAUGAUGCUUUCCCCGCCAGAAUCACUAUUAGUUUCUUGUGUUUUGAGAGGAAACUUUGUAGAAGCCCAUCAGGUGGCUUUGAUGUUUAAUCUUGAUACUUCACCUUGCUAUGGCGAAUUGGUUUUCAUGGAGCGCUACCAAGAGGCGGUACGAGAAAUGGCCAGAGUGGAGAACAAUAUUGAGAAUCAAGCAUCAGAUGGCACCGGAGGCAUCAGGAAAUCUGGCAGUGGCCGUUCAACAUUGCAAGCUAUUGGGAAUGCAGCAGCGGCUGGUAUGGUAUUUUAUUCCAUCUCGGAUGUUACUGAUAAAUUGCUUGCAACUUCUGGAAGUCUUGCCCCUACUCUCCAAGAAAAUUUCUGGAUCAACAACAUCCAGCUGGAGCAUACUGAUCCUCUCCGGGAAGUCCUUGAGGACCUCAGUCCUUCAGCAAUGGCAGCAUUUGACCUAGCUUGUACUCAGUGCCAUCUUUGGAAGACGUGCAAACAGCUUUUGGAAACAGCAGAAAGAAGACUUUUCAACAGCCUUGAAACUCGGGGCCACCGACCUGACUUUGUUUUACUGCACUCCGAAGGUUUAAAGGGUUUCCCAGCAGUUCUUCAGCAAUUAAGCAAAAUUCUCAAUUACUCCUGCACAUCGCAAGGGCAGUCCAAGUCAGAGAUCUCAGAUGAGAAAAUGGGCAGUUAUUUUCGAUGCAGUAUAGUAGACCUUCUUCAAGCUUGCUAUCCUGCCUUGACUGAAGAAAGCAUUACUAAUGAGAUUGUUUUAUCGCAACAUCUGGAUCAAAUCCUAAAAGCGCUGACACACGUUGAACGUUCUGUGGACUCUAAAGGGAGCUUGCUUGGCACCUUGGUGGAACAGGCAUCUCUGAAACCGGUGGAACUGGAGAAGCACCUAGUUUGGAAUCAAACACAGCUCCUGCUGAGAACUCUUGACCAACAUCUCCAACCCAUGUCAGAAAGCAACAUGAAGACAAACUUUGUGAAGAUCUUCUUUGACUAUGUUACUACAUUGGUUGCUGUUGUGUUACGAAGUCUGAAUACAGAGCUAGACUUAUCCUCAGCAGUGAAAGUGGGGAAUCCUUUCAUACUGUUACAGCAGAGUCCAUCUCAGCUACUCUCCCAGCUCUUGUUUGAAAGACAGGUUCAACCUGACAGGCUUGCUUCACUCUUGGCUAAAGAAGAGUUGAACUUGAAUGUGCAGCAAGUUAUUGUUAACUGUUGCUGUGAACCACUGUCCUUGUGCAGCGCAAGGCAAACCAGCCAGGCAAAGUCGCUUCUGACAACCAUCAGCAACCUAGCGCAUCAGUGUGCCUGCCGCUGCCUGCCAGAUGUUGAAAUACCAACCCCCAGUCCUGCAGUGGCCUCUGAGGACAUCUACACUCAGGCCCCAUCCUCUGUGACUGACUUGAGCCAGAACACACUCACUGCCUCCUCCCUGGACUUCCUGAAGUCUCAGUCAAAAUUAACAGCCACAGUGGCAUGUCUAAGUGCGUCUAAUAUACAGAAAAUUUCCAAAUCGAGUUUAUCUUGGAUGGAAUUUCGAGGCAAACGGGAGGCGCCCUUAGGUUUGGAACAGAUUUCCAGGGAGUGUGAGGCAUUGUUGAAGGAGUUCCCCAUACUGGAACAAUUCCUGCUUGCUAUGUUUGAGCCACUUCAGAAUCAGCAAGAGGAAGACAUCAGCUUGGCUAGCGCCUUCUCUGGCAAGACAUACAUAUCUUUGGUUCUCCUAGGACUGCAUUCCACCACAGCCGUUAAGGUAUUAAUGGAAGUCUUUGAACAAGCACUUGCUGCAAAGGAUUGGGUCAGAGCUCUGAAGGUCUUGGAUUUGUACAGUCAGGAUGUGGACGAGUUGGACAACAUUAAGGAUGUUGUGCUGAGCUGUGCAACUGCUGAAGGUAAGGAUGGUUGGCAGUACUUGUUCCCAGUAAAAAAUGCAACAUUAAGAAGUAUGCUGGCCCUGCGCUGCCUGGACAAAUGGCCACUUGAUGCCUGUUUGGAAAUACUAGCUUAUUGCAUUUCUGAUUUGGGCAAAGCUGAUGAACUAAAAGCCAACUUGCAGAGCAGGAAGAAAGAACUUCAGGUUUAUCAAAAGAUUUUGAAUUUGCAAAACGAACCUCUGUGGAAUGACUGGCAAGAUCUGAAAAAAGCCUGCACUGAUGAUUCCCAGACCAUCAUGAAUAUCAUUCUGAAGGCAAAGGAUUAUGAGUUGUGUGAGGAAUGGGGGCACUUAUAUCCUGUCCCAAGAGAAGACUUAAUCAACCUUCACCGUGAGCACCUUCUCCACUUACUGGAGACAGGUGACAUGGAAAAAGCACUGCAGCUUUUGCAAAGAAUAGAAGACCCUGGUAUUUGCCUUGCAAUCAGUGAGCAGUCCCUUGACCAGCAUCCCAGCUUGGCAGCAUCUCACUUCUUAGCUGAUUACCUCACAAAUCACUUCUACAAGAAUCUGACAACAGCACGCCGUAAUGAAAUCCAGGCACUCUAUAUGGGAUCAAAAGUGUUGCUGACUCUACCUGAGCUUUCCCGUGUUAACUACUUCCACCUCUCCUCCAGGCCACUGCUUAUGCUGGAACAGCUGCUCAUGAAUAUGAAAGUGGACUGGGUAGCUGUGGCUGUGCAGACACUGCUCCAGCUCUUAGGUGGACAUGAAGUUGGCUUCACUGUAGAAGACGUUGACAGUUUGCUCUCAAAGUAUGCAGAAAAAGCCCUCGACUUCCCCUAUGCAUUAAAAGAAAAGCGAUCAGAUUCUGUGAUACGUAUCCAAGAAAAUCUCAGUCAAAUACUAGAGUGUGAAGCAACGUCUAAAUCAGGAUCAUCAGAACUGUCUCCUGCCAGUUUUACUGGUAAGGAUAUCUACAGAAUGUCUGAAGAGUCAGCACACACAUCCAUUUCAGGCACUGCAGGGGGAAAAAAAAAAGCAAGUCUGAACAGAGCACAGAAAACUGGAUUACAUCUGCAGGAAGAAAAAGGUGUAACAAUGUCUGCAAGUCCCAGAGAAAGAAGUUUGCAGCAAAAUUUGUUUCCUCAGGAAUUUGUGCCACCUGAAAAGCCACCUCCAAAGCAAGAAUGGAUACCCGAUGACACUGAAACGAUAUGUAUGGUUUGCAAAUCUGAACGCUUCACUAUGUUUAACAGGCGUCAUCACUGCAGGCGUUGUGGCAGGCUGGUGUGCAGUUCUUGCUCUACCAAGAAAAUGGCAGUAGAAGCUUGUAGAGAAAAUCCAGCUCGAGUAUGCGAUCAGUGCUAUAGCUACUACAACAGAGAUCAUCUGCCUGGCUUGGCACAUGACACAAGCACCACAAAAGAAGAUCAGGACCAAGUGGAAGAAGCUCCUGAUAAUGAGUAUUCCACAGUGGUGCGAAUACCCAAGGCAACUGAGCUUGAAUGGAUUUUUUCCCUGAAUGAAGAGGAGAAUGAAAUUGUGCGCAGUGAAUUUUAUUAUGAACAGGCUCCCAGCUCUUCCUUGUGUAUUGCCAUCCUUAGCCUGCACAGCAACAGUAUAGCGUGUGGCCACCAGCUGAUAGAGCACUGCUGCAAAUUGUCCCAAGGGCUCACUAAUCCUGAGGUAGAUGCUGGACUCCUUAUGGACAUCAUGAAACAGUUACUCUUCAGUGCCAAAAUGAUGUUUGUAAAAGCUGGAAGGAGCCAAGAUCUAGCGCUCUGUGACAGCUAUAUCAGCAAAGUGGAUGUGUUGAAUAUUUUGGUUGCUGCUGCCUACCGUCCAGUACCAUCUUUGGAUCAGAUUCUUCUCCCUGCAGCAGUAACAAGAUUAAGAAAUCGGCUUUUGGAAGCAGAGUACUAUCAACUAGCUAUAGAGGUUUCUACAAAGUCUGGCUUGGAUCCAAGUGGAGCAUGGCAUGCCUGGGGCAUGGCUUGUCUUAAAGCUGGAAAUUUAAGCUCAGCAAGAGAGAAGUUUAACCGGUGUUUAAAGCCACCUGUGGAUCUAAACCAGCUGAACCAUGGUUCAAGGCUUGUCCAGGAUGUGAUACAAUACCUGGAGUCCACAGUGAAGCCCGUACUCAUUGCGCAGGAUGAUGAUUACUUUGCCACAUUGAGGGAACUUGAAGCAACGCUGAGAACAAGAAGUCUCUCUCUGGAGAUGAUGUGUGAGGGGAAGGUUCAACACAACAGCUACUAUCAGGAGUGCUUGUUCUAUUUACAUAGUUAUGGCACUAAUCUGGCAAUAAUAAGCUUUUACAUGAGACAUGACUGUAUGAGAGAAGCACUGCUUCACUUGUUAAAUAAGGAAUCCCCAUCAGAAGUGUUCAUUGAAGGGAUCUUCAUUCCAAGCUAUGAAAGUGGAAAACUGCAUAUGUUGGAGAACUUGCUGGAAACCAUUGAUCCAGGAUUGGAGAGCUGGGGUAUCUACUUGAUUGCGACCUGCAAAUACUUGCAGAGAAAGAACUACUACCACAUUCUGUAUGAGCUACAACAGUUCAUGAAGGAUCAUGUUCGUGCUGCUAUGACCUGCAUUAGAUUUUUCACUCAUGGAGCAAAAUCAUACACUGAACUGGGAGGCAAACAAACGUGGCUUGUAAAGAUUAAGGACCAUCUCAAAGUCUACCUGCAGGAGGUCUCAAGAAGUUCAGGAAGGAAGAAAAUGGUAUUCACUUUUCGGAAGAAAAUGUCUGCUACAGAUGUGUCGAGGCACAUCAAUACAGUUGAUCUGCAGAUGGAAGUAACUAAGUUCUUGCAUCGAUGUGAGAUCUCGGGAACCUCUCAAAUGACAGGUCCCUCCCUGCCCACACUCUUUGGAAACAAUAGCAUGAAAAUGGAUGUUGCUUGCAAGGUCAUGUUGGAAGGCAAAAACAUUGAGGAGGGAUUUGGGAUUGCCUUCAGAGUCCUUCAGGACUUCCAGCUGGAAGCUACAGAAGUGUACAGCAAAGUGGCCAAGCAGCUGGUGAAGCAGCAAAAGUACAGUGAGAUCCGGCAGCUCCUCAAGUGUGUCAGUGAGUCUGGAGUGGCAGCCAAAAAUGAUGGGGAUAACAUUAUCUUAAACUGUCUAAAUGAAUUCAAGAACAUACCUGCUGAGGAUCUUGAUAAUCUGAUCCAGGAUAUGGACAGUGAUGAAAACAAGAUCCAAGCGUACCUGAUGUGCAACAAGUUGCGUUCUGCCUAUCUGGUCUCGGUCAGACAGGAGAAGACCAGAGCAGUGCAGCUAGUCCAGCAUGUGCGCCAGCUGGCUGAGAACAGUGGAGAAGAUGUUGUGCAGGCUAUCUGUACCCAGUGGCUUGCCGUGCACCAGCCCAAAAUGAGAAAUCGCCUUGCCCAGGGCAGUAGGAAGUAAUUGACGUUCGCCAUCAUGCAGAAGGGGAAGACUUCAAGACAGCUUAAAGGCAUGCAGUCCACCAGUCUCUUGGUAAAAGGGAAGUCUCCUGACUUGUGUUGGUGGCAAAUGGAAGCUGCUAAUGUGCCUCUGGUUGGAAGGAAGGGAACUAAAUUACAAGUGCCAGUAUUUUGACAGUGACUACCUCAGGGUGUUUUUUGGGUAUUUCUUUGAUUGGGGGGGUGGGAGGGUGGCAUUUGCAAACUGAACAAGCAAGAUUUUAGGUUUAUGGAAGAGAGCACUUGUGUUUUUUAGAAAUGCACUGACCUUUAUUGCAUGUAUUUUAUUUCUAAUCCAGAAGACCUGUAUAGAGAGGAGAGAAAAAUCUCACCAGCUCAAUGUAGCCUAAAGUAUAAAACUUUGAUUGUGGGUUUCCUGUAAAAUUUUUCAAGAUUGGAGAGCUCUUUUACAAAGACUGAAAUUCAGAGAUGAUUGUUUUUAAAGCCUCUAUAAAAAAAUUGUUGCUACCUUCCCUCCCCCUCGUCCCCCCAGUGCAGUGUGCUCAACUUCUGUAGUUCAUUUGAAAAGGUAUGAACUGAUUCUUCAUGGCAGGUUUCUGCUGACCACUUGCACUGGCUGAUGUACGUAGGGCAAUUGAGUCCUUACUAGAUGGAUGAAGUUAUAAAGGGCAUAUCCAGCAAAGGGACUACAAAUGGAAAAUCCUUUAAUUUUUUUUUUAAUUACCUACCUCUUUCUUUGCUAUGGUAAUAUCCAAUAAAGUGUUGUGAUGCAGCUUUAUCACUGAGCAGAUGCCAGUAAAUUUCAGGUGGCAGGAAAUACGGAAAGAUAGAGCUGUGGUAAAGUUCAGCAGGCACUCUGUAUUCCUAUCACACGGGGAUUUUUUUGUUUUUGUUUCUUAGGAAUAUAACCUGUCCCUGAUAGGUACAACAGAACGCUAGUCUGAAUUUGUAUUUAAGUGGACAUACUGUAUAGAUUAUCAUGCCAGGCUUUGCUCUGGAGUGCGUUAGGAUAUGUGAAAAGACAGUAUUCUGUAGUGCAAGGAACGGGACAGUAGCUUCUGCGCAGAAUUUGUCUGUGUGGAUGGGGCUUACUGUGACUAGAAACAGAAUGGAAUUCUUAGGGUUAAUUGGUUUCAUGAAAGAGCAGAUAUCUUUGUGUAAUUUCUGUGUUGAAGGAUGCAUAAAGAAGCAGCUGCCUCUCUGCAACCAUGAGUGGGACAUGAGAAAUGAGCAGAAGAAAGGUAGACAGCAGUAGGACCUUCUAAAAGAAGCAACACACAACGUGGCCACGAGAGUUUGUUUGCCAGUAGCAUGUACUUCAGCAUGAGAGGUGGGAAAACUAGUUCACUUUUUUGUGAGAUUGGUUAGUUUUUUUUACUUUCUGCAAAAGAAACGACAGUAUUGCUGACGUGUAACAUAACUGCAAUAUAACUUUUAGUACAUAAAACAAUUGAGACUCUUUUGUACUACCCCCGAACUCACUGCAGUGACGGAAUAGGCUUCCAUAGCAUUGAAAAGGGACUUGCUCUAUCUCCUUUGGGUGUUUCAGGAGCUGUGCUCCACUGACACUAACCACAUUUAGAUUUCAGAAUCUCCCAAUCACGGAUUUGCACAAUCUCAUUAGUGAGCAGUACUAAUGACAGCUGCUUUUGUUUUCUUGGCCAAACUGACCUAGCUUGCCAUCAGCUUAGAGCUGUUAGGCUAAUCCUAAAACGUGACACUAUCUCUCUCUUUGAUGACUUCUAACUCACUUCUAAAUAACUAGGGGGGGAGGUUCUAUGGUAGAUGUGCUUUCCUGUAAUACCUACACUUCUGCUCAAGUUCUUUACAGCUGCAUAGAGCACAGAGUGGAGUUUGUCACGCAGACCAGUCAGUUCUAUACCUGCCUUUCUCCUUGACCUCUUUGCACUGUACCUUAUGCACUUUAUACAGUGUUUGUUGUAAUUUGAUGUUCUUAACCUGGAAUUGUAGGGAUCUAUCUUUCACUGGAACUGGAAUUUUGAUCCUGACCAACUGCCUUGUGUCAUGAAUAGUGCAAUUAUCAGGAGGCUUUGAAUUUUUGAGCUUCAGAAAUGAAUUGAGUACUGCCAUUUAAACUUUCUAUAUUAAUGACCAAGGAUUGUUUACAAUGGGAAAAAAAAAACAGAAUAAAGUGUUCUGACUGAA
Cygnus olor (mute swan) is the source of this 10369-nucleotide messenger RNA. It is a transcript of the gene ZFYVE26, whose product is annotated as zinc finger FYVE-type containing 26. Bases 387 to 8204 code for a protein of 2605 amino acids. Lineage: Eukaryota; Metazoa; Chordata; Aves; Anseriformes; Anatidae. Gene Ontology annotation, biological process: regulation of cytokinesis; mitotic cytokinesis; double-strand break repair via homologous recombination. The transcript has 43 exons. Gene Ontology annotation, cellular component: lysosomal membrane; centrosome; midbody. The record is from RefSeq and is a predicted model, not a curated record. Gene Ontology annotation, molecular function: phosphatidylinositol-3-phosphate binding; metal ion binding.